AUGAGGGAGGGGAGCGCGGGCGGCCGCGGCGCCGAGAACCGGACCGGGGCCGAUCCCCCGCUGCACCUUUUCCCCGCGCCCGUCCUCACCGGCAUCACCGUCGCCUGCAUCCUCCUCUUUGUCAUCGGGAUCAUCGGCAACCUCAUGACCAUGCUGGUGGUGUCGCGGUUCCGGGACAUGAGGACCACCACCAACUUCUACUUGUCCAGCAUGGCCUUCUCCGACUUGCUGAUCUUUCUCUGCAUGCCCCUGGACCUCUUUCGCCUCUGGCAGUACCGGCCCUGGAACUUCGGGGACCUCCUGUGCAAGCUCUUCCAGUUCAUCAGCGAGAGCUGCACCUACUCCACCAUCCUCAACAUCACUGCUCUCAGCGUGGAGCGGUACGUGGCCAUCUGCUUUCCCCUCCGAGCUAAAGUCAUCAUCACCAAGAGGAAGGUCAAGCUGGUCAUCCUCUUCCUCUGGGCCAUCUCCUUCAUUAGUGCUGGACCCAUCUUUGUCUUGGUGGGGGUCGAGCAUGAGAACGGGACCAACCCCCUGAGCACCAACGAGUGCCGAGCCACGGAGUACGCCAUCCGCUCAGGGCUCCUCACCAUCAUGGUCUGGACCUCCAGCAUCUUCUUCUUCCUGCCUGUGUUUUGCCUGACCGUGCUAUACAGCCUCAUUGGGAGGAAGCUCUGGAGGAGGAAGAGAAAGAACAUCGGUCCAAACGCUGUCAUCAGGGAUAAGAACAACAAGCAAACUGUGAAAAUGUUAGUCGUGGUGGUGUUUGCUUUCAUCCUCUGCUGGUUGCCUUUUCACGUCGGACGGUAUUUAUUUUCCAAAUCCUUUGAAGCUGGAUCCUUGGAGAUAGCAGUCAUCAGCCAGUACUGCAACUUGGUGUCAUUUGUCCUCUUCUACCUUAGUGCAGCCAUCAACCCCAUCCUCUACAACAUCAUGUCCAAGAAGUACCGCGUGGCCGCUUGCCGGCUCUUUGGCCUCAAACCCCUCCCAAAGCAAAGACUUUCCAGCACCAAGCAGCAAAAUUCCCGGGUGUGGACAGAACCCAGUGUGGUGACAUGA
This is a messenger RNA of Calypte anna (Anna's hummingbird), 1059 nucleotides long. RefSeq names its product growth hormone secretagogue receptor (gene GHSR). The transcript is spliced from 2 exons. The record is from RefSeq and is a predicted model, not a curated record. Gene Ontology annotation, biological process: hormone-mediated signaling pathway; G protein-coupled receptor signaling pathway. Gene Ontology annotation, molecular function: growth hormone secretagogue receptor activity. Bases 1 to 1059 code for a protein of 352 amino acids. Gene Ontology annotation, cellular component: plasma membrane. NCBI's taxonomy places the organism in Eukaryota, Metazoa, Chordata, Aves, Apodiformes, Trochilidae.